Molecule: messenger RNA, 2647 nt
Organism: Pomacea canaliculata
Lineage: Eukaryota; Metazoa; Mollusca; Gastropoda; Architaenioglossa; Ampullariidae
Product: disrupted in renal carcinoma protein 2 homolog
Exons: 16
Coding region: 490-2166 (558 amino acids)
Biological process (GO): transmembrane transport
Cellular component (GO): intracellular membrane-bounded organelle; membrane
Molecular function (GO): transmembrane transporter activity
Source: RefSeq, a predicted model, not a curated record
GACCCUUUAUAGAUGCGCGGAAGCCGUGCGCGGCAGCACGAGAGCUCGAGGCAGAGUAACGCGCCUUUUGUUUUGCUUCUACAACAACAACAUCACCCUCCCUUAUCGCCUCGGCCAAAACAAUAUCAACAAAUGAAAGCUGAUGCAGCCCAGCCUCAAAUCCUUCAAGUAAUGUAAAACUGUCUAAUCUAGAAGAGAGCGGUGAGAGUACUUAUUGGGCCAUCAUCACCAUCACUACAUUCACCUUUCUCCUCUAGACAUUUUUCAAACUGCCAGAAACUCCCCAUUAAUGGAAGAGGCGUCAUUUUGAAGAACCUUUAAUUGGGCCUAACUGAAUUCGGAGGAAGAACCUAUUGCAGAACUCCUUCUGAUGGAGGGUGUCCAUCAUGGCGACAAUUAAUAUGCAUAUUAGCAACUGAAAACCAGUAUUCUGAACAACAACUUUAAAGGAAACAAAAUAUGCUACAGGGUUAGUUCUGUGUCAUAGCUAUGGAUUCACCGGAUACCGAACCACUUCUGCAACACCAUAUGGUUAUUAACAACGAAGACGGUGAUGAGGACAAUCCAGUUUUCCAUCGGAAAAGCGAUUAUGGUUCAGUUGAAUGUAACCAUCGAUUACUUUACCCUGCCCUUCCCGAUGUUCCGUUGACUUCCCCUGCUGCGAGUGAUGAACCGCCACACAAAAUACCAGGCAUUUCCACCAGUCCGCCUGCAGAGGUACCAGAGGAAUUUAAACUCUACAAACGAAGAUGGUAUAUUCUUAUGUUAUAUUCACUGCUUGCUGCAACUCAAAGUGGAGUGUGGAAUACGUUUAGCCCCAUCAAGAGAACUACAGAAGAUGCAUUUGGCUGGAACGAUGCUACCAUUGCCUUGCUAGGAAAUUGGGGUCCUAUUGCUUACCUAGUUGUUGGCAUUGUCUUUUCCUGGAUGAUGGAUGUCAAAGGCCUAAGGAUAUCAUGUCUGUUGACGGCACUUUUAAUCGCCGUUGGAACAAGUCUUAGAUGCAUAACAAUGGACCCACCAGCUGCGACAUGGUUGAUGCACAUAGGACAAAUUCUCAAUGGCCUGGCUGGUCCUGUUGCUUCGGCCGCGCCGCCAUUUUUAUCGGCCAUCUGGUUCGCGCCUCACGAGCGGACAACGGCCACAGCAAUAGCAGUCAUGCUGAACAGUCUGGGCAUGGCCGUCAUGUUUGUCCUGGGCCCAGCACUCGUUCCCGAUGCCACAAACUCCACCAAGGAAUCUGCUCAUAUACAAAGUUUAUUUCAGCCUUGGGAAGAUAACCAGUUCAUUAGCAACUUCUGGAAUGUGUCGGCACAGUUUGAUGCGGAUUCUGAUGCAGCAAGAGCUGAUCGGAUUUCCAGAGAAAAGCACGGCCUGCGCCUAUAUAUGUACAUAGUUGCCGGAUGGUCUAUAGCCCUCUUCCUGGCGAUGCUGAUCUACUUCCCCAGUAAGCCACCCCGCCCUCCUAGUGCAUCGGCCUCUAUACAGCGCAGUAACUUUUUGGCUGGACUCAAGGAUCUUGGAAGACGUGGGCAGUUUUGGUUGGUGUGCGCUAUAUACGGCAUUUCCUUGGGUGUGCUCGGAUCGUGGAAUGGCGUGCUUGAGGUCAUCUUACAACCUCUUGAAAUAUAUCAGAAAGAGGCGGGUUGGAUUGGUUUCUACGGACAGUGUGGUGGCGCUGUUGCCAGCCUUCUGGUCGCCAGGUUUGCUGACUUCUUCACACGCAUCCUCAAGUGGCUCAUCAUAGUCUUCUACACCAUCGGCACAGCGGCACUCCUCGUCUUCACCCUCAUCGCUUGUGGCGUUCUUCCUUUUUCCACAGGUAUGGUCUACGCCUCCAACAUCAUCGGAACCACUGCCUUGAAUGCAGCAGUGCCUCUGAUCUUUGAGUUGGCGUGUGAGCUGUCCUACCCGACAGGGGAAGGAACUGCCAAUGGCGUUCUCACGAUGGUGUACAACUUCGUUUCCGUGGUGAUCCUGUUCAUUUUCAUGAUACCAAAUAUCGGUUCUAUGUGGGCUAAUUGGGCGCUGGUGGGGUCGUCUGGGUUCUGUGUGUUCCUGCUGUUUCUGCUGAAAGAAACAUACAACCGCCUGGAUAUUGACGACCUCAAUCCCACCUUAGAAAGCAUCGACACAGAAAUUAUCAUUCCAGAUCCUCAUUUAUGACGUCAUUUCCUAUCCGCUGGUCAGGCUACAGGAUCACAUUCCAUGCAAGAAAUCAGGUUCUCAUCGACAGCUCUCCUUUUUGUAUCUUGCUGAUGUUUCCGCCAGGGAUUAAUGUUUCUUUGAUCAGUGCGAGCACUGAGAUUUCCGAGGUUAGUGCUGAUGUACCACUGCUUUUUGAACAUGGCGGUUUCUCAACCAGACUCUGUGAUUUAGUAAUGAUGAUCUGCUCUUUCCUUCUACUUUGUACUGCAGGUGCGAUUUGCCCACGUAAUACAAGAAGUAAUGAAACACUAACUAGGAAAAAAGUAUUGUUAGUUAGUCCUUGCUUCUUUGAAGCAAUCUCUGAGGUACUUAAGCGCUGAUAUUAAACCCAUGCUUUGAGUUAUCUUAUAGAGUUUUGCACUGAAAUUUAUUUAUAAGAAACCACACUCUGAAUGGCAGCUUUGCUUCUGAACUAUUAAAGACUCUAAUCUUUUAAUAA